AAAACUAAAUGACCACUAUCUUUAUGUCUCUACUUUACUUACAGUAAGACUGUCAGCAUUAAAAAUGUCUUUCACUCCGUUUAUGUCUCAAUGUGUCUGUAUGAUGAAGCUUUAUAAAUCCAUUAAACUAAAUCCCAUAAUGUGAGUUUAUUCAUGUGUAGGCCUACAGCACUGGAGAAAACCCAGAAUAUAAUUAGAAGAUAUUUUCUGGACAGUGUUUUGCAUUCAAAACCUUAAAUUUUCUGUUUUUCAGUUCACAAUUAUUUUGUCUUCUGUUGUCUCUGGAGUCAGAUUUGAGAUGUGUUUAAUGUGUCAGAGGUGUCAUCCACGUGUAGUUGUGUGAGGAGUGAACUGAGAUCAGCUGGGAACAAAUACAGAUGUUCUGGAUGUCUCGUUUCCAUGGAAACCACUGAUUCUGCCCUGCCUCCUACAGCCUGUGUGUACACACACCGCUGUUCACAGCACAUUUGCAGUGCUUUUAUAAAGGCUACUGUAGGUCAUCUAAUGUAAUACGAUGAUAAGGCUCUAAUAAGGAAACAGCACACCGAGAGAAGAAAAAUGGCUGCGCCAAGAGAGGAACUACAGGAGGCCUUGUGCCAGUACACUACAGAUACCCUUAUCUGCAUUGACACACUGAGAGGCUUCUGUGAGAAGAUCCCUAAAUGGAUGCUUGGGAGGAAAACAGAGUUAAACAUGAUUAUGGACAUUAAAGACAGAGCUGACAAAAUCGACCUGAGCAUCAGCCAAGUUAAACAGUCAAAGAAGAGAGGCAAGGCUUUUCUGGAAUACAUGAAGAGCAAGGCGACCCAGAUGACUGCAGACAGCAGACGUAAAGAGCUGGAGAGGGAGCUGGCUGCUGUGCUGAAGGACACUCUGGGAGGCCUGGAAAAGCUCAACUGCUUCCUGGAUGCAGUGGAGAGGCUGGCGGUCACCUCGCUGCAUGUGUUUAAUGAGGAGAACCGGGUGUUGCAUCUGCCCCAAGAGAUCAGUCCUGGCACUGUUCAGGUUGGCAUCAUUGCUGCACGGCUGGUCUGCCCACUCCUCCUCCAGUUUAAAAGAGAUGCAAAGGCCUUCUUCCUUCCCAAACUUCAGAAUGUGGAAGUGCUUGCAUAUCAGUUGGACAAAUACAUCCAGACCACCCAGAAGAUCUGUGACAAGUUAGAGAAAAGCUGUUUCAGUGAGUUUUCCCUGGAGAUGGCCACCAAUACUGUGGUAGACCUCGAGGUGAAUAUGUCUGAAGAUGACAUACGGAGGAUGCUUUGUCACAUUAAUCAGCUCGAGGAAAUCAGGAUGGAUGAGAGCUUCCGGAUGGUUUUCUUGUUCAAGGAGGAAUCAUGUCGUCACUUCAUCAGUGAGUUUGAUGAACGACAGCCCAGGAUGCUGCAGUUUCUAAAUGACCUGGAGGAGAUUGCUGUUAAGCUUGACAGGAUGAAUAAAGGGGCAAAGAUCUCCAGUGUGGCAGGAAGCUCGGUGGGGGCGGUUGGUGGUGUUCUUGCCAUCAUUGGUUUGGCACUAAUUCCUGUAACAGCUGGAGUGUCUGUCGCUCUGACAAUGACUGGGAUGGGGCUGGGAAUUACCAGUGGAGUUAACAGCGCUGUCACCACAGCCACAGAGACUGGAGUCAACCGCACAUAUCAAAAGAAAGCCAGUGAAGCCUUCAAGAGCUUCAUGGAGGAUGUUCAGAGUCUCCAGGAUUGUCUGGACGAGGUCACCAACAGGGAAGCAAGUCAGAUAGAUGUGGCUGUGGGAGUAAGCAAGGUGCUUUGUAAAGUUGGUCUUGUUGGAAAAAGCAUAGAUUCAUUUGUUGAUGCUGCCUCUGCUGUUAAGAUGUUGAAAAGUGAGGAGCUGAUUGUAGGUGCUGGUAAGGUGGUGGCCCAGGAAGGUAAAGCAUUACGUAACGUACCCAGAGUGGCGUCAGAUAUCCCAGAUAUUGGUCAGGCAGCAGUCAAAGGGCCCCUUGCUCUCUCCAACUCAGCCAGGGCUAGUGUCAUGGCGUUCAAUGCUCUUUUCGUUGGCAUAGACAUCUUCUUCAUCUGUAAAGACAGCAUCAGUCUGGCCAAAGGCAGCAAGACCGAAGUCUCACAGCUCAUCAGAGCCAGAGCUGCACUUUGGAGCUCAGAGAUGGACUCGUGGAAGAAAAUCCAUGAUUCACUGUGUCAGGGUCUGCUGACAUCAGAGAAAAAACGCGCUAUCCUGAAGACGCCAUUUGAGCCAGAGAUGGAGAUCAAGAAAGUUAAAGAAAGAAAUGGAAUUUCCAUCUGACGAAGUGGAGGAAAGAAAAACAGUUUUGUGUAAUACAGUAGAACCAGCAGUAGUCUCACAAUGUGCUUUUUUGACAACUCUGAUUAAUGUGAAUGAACCAUGUACGAGAAUUCAGUCUUGCUAAUAGCUGUAAAUCAUUGAUCAUCGUUGAACAUUAUUUAAGUCUGUUCA
Messenger RNA from Thunnus maccoyii (southern bluefin tuna), 2433 nucleotides. RefSeq names its product apolipoprotein L4-like. Gene Ontology annotation, cellular component: membrane; extracellular region. The transcript has 5 exons. The record is from RefSeq and is a predicted model, not a curated record. Gene Ontology annotation, molecular function: lipid binding. Lineage: Eukaryota; Metazoa; Chordata; Actinopteri; Scombriformes; Scombridae. Gene Ontology annotation, biological process: lipid transport; lipoprotein metabolic process. Bases 559 to 2262 code for a protein of 567 amino acids.